AUGAACCGCCCUCAGUUCCCACCUCCUCGUCCGUAUAUCUCCCCCUUCGAUCGUAUCCCCAUGUGCGUCAUUGUCGAGCUCAUGGUUUCCAUGACUUUCGCCGAUAUCGUCUCCUUCAUCCAAACCUCGCGCACCCACUAUCACAUAUUCCUGCUUUUUCAUACCCAAAUCAUCACCCGCCGCGUCCGCCGCCUCUUCGGUCGCUGUGGCCCCGAGAUCCUCACGAUCCUGCACUUCCAGCGUCCCACCACCCUCCAUGCACCCUUUACAACGCUGCCGAAGGACUUCUUCCUCGUCCCCGACGACAUUCCCAACCUCCGAAAGAGCUACCGUGUCUUCCGCAGCGUCGAGAAGAAGUUCUACGAGCAGCAGCGUGCCAUACGUCUUGGCUAUAUGGCUAUGGGAAGACCUUUCGACGGAGAGUGGACGAUCUCGCUGGGCCGUUUCUUUGCGGCCUGGCUGCACGCCAUCCAGUUCCAGUACGACGACAUGAACCCGUUCCUGCUACGCCGAAGGCUGUCGCCAAGAAUUCUGAACAGCUUGUUUGACCUUUCGACCGCAGUGUUGGCCUCCGACGGCUAUGAGCUGAUGAAGCAGUUGACAGCGAAGCGUGUGGUUCCGGGGGGGCUGUAUGUGCCCAACCUGUUCGCUUCAUGUGUCGAGUGGAUGCCGUCCUGCCUGACCAAGCCAGAGCACUUUAGGGGCCAUAAUGAGGUCGUGAGGAUGAAGCUUGUGCACCAUUUCAAUAUCCGCGUGCUCUCCGAUUAUCCGGCCGAGCGUUGGGCGGAGGUUAUUAAGGUCCGCAUUUUGGGUGGGAUGGUCGAGAGCUUGAUGGAUGAUUUUGGGGACGGAAGAGUGGGUACCAUUGGGCGCAUCAUUCAAUUUUAUGGGCUUGAGAAGUCGGCUUGGCCGGAGGGCAGCAGGGGUUGA
Molecule: messenger RNA, 930 nt
Organism: Morchella sextelata
Lineage: Eukaryota; Fungi; Ascomycota; Pezizomycetes; Pezizales; Morchellaceae
Exons: 1
Coding region: 1-930 (309 amino acids)
Source: RefSeq, a predicted model, not a curated record